AGUAGGUCGCGCUUCCAAGAUGGCGACUCCCUAUGUUACUGAUGAAACCGAUGGAAUUUCUGCAGGGACAAGAAUAGGUGGAUCUGCAGAUUAUUCCUUCCCCAGACUUAAUAAAGGAAAAUACAUUGCCUCCACACAGCGUCCAGAUGGUACCUGGAGGAAACAAAGGAGGGUGAAAGAAGGUUAUGUUCCCCAAGAAGAAGUACCAGUGUAUGAGAAUAAGUAUGUGAAAUUCUUCAAGAGCAAGCCAGAGCUUCCUCCAGGACUAAAUCCAGAGGUGAACACUCUGACGACCAAGCAAGCUCCGAAGGGACCAGAGAGCGGUGAGGUAGGACUCUCCAAGACAGCCAAGAGGAACCUAAAGCGCAAGGAGAAGAGAAAGCAGCAGCAAGAGAAGGGGGAGCGAGAUACAGAAGAUCUCAUCCAGUCACUAGAGAAAACGACCCUGUCAGCGACACCAGGCAGCAGUGGGGAUGCCAAAUCAGCUGUGCCCACUGGCAAUACAAGGCCCCCUGCAGGCAGUGGGGAUGCUUCAUCUGCUGCUGCCACAGCCAUGUUGGAGAAGAACAAGAAAAUCAAAAACCUGAAAAAGAAAUUACGGCAGGUGGAGGAGUUACAGGCACGAAUUGACUCUGGGGAGAUCAAGCAACCAACCAAAGAGCAGUUAGACAAGCUGGCUCGAAGGAAAGCUUUGGAAGAGGAACUUGAGGACCUGGAGUUGGAUUUGUAAGGGUUAGAAUUUGAACUGGACAUAAUGUGCAUAGGAACAAACCGUCCCCAGGGGAACAUUCUGAGAACUGUGCAGUACACAGACCAGAAAAUACUGUCUUCAGGCUCCUCCUUUUUACCUUUAUUUUAUUUUAUGUUGGGUGCUGUAUGAAAUUUUUUUAAAAAUAUUUCCCUCAGCUAUUGGUGUGUUAAGAUACAUGGACACUCAAAACUACUUUGCCACCUGCCUGAAAUCCAUUCUAGUUGCUUCCCUCCCCCUCGUCAUUGGGGUGGGUAGCUGGGAAUGCCAUUUGGCACAGUGGGGUGAUGUUCAGAGGCAUCCAAGUGGGUGGAGUGUUCCAUGUCUUUUCCCUUUCCUUGUAUGAUACUUGACACCUUUAUGUGCUCUGUAAUGGUCACUCCACCUCCCACCUACUCUUCCUCCCCCUCAUUUUUAAAAAGGAUGCAAUAAAAAAAUUGCAGUAGUGACAUUUGAGUCUAGGUAUACAUAUUUUUCUCCAUUUUAACCUAAAGUGUAUAUUGAGCCCAAUCUACUUUUUAAAAAACUUUCUCUGGUAUCAGACCUUGCAUAAGGUCUCGUUUGUUUGACUAUUGGAUUGUUGGGUACCUUCCAGUCAUUUCUAAGUUAGUGUGACCCCUAAGGGAAACCUACCAGAGGGUUUUCUUGGCAAGAUUUGUUAGAGGAAGUUUGCCAUUCCCUUCCUCUAGGGCUGAGAGACUGUGACUUGCCAAAGGUCACUCAUUGGCUUUGCAUGGCCAAGUGGGGAUUUGAAUUCUAGUCUCUCAGUUGGAUAGUCUGCUAUAAUUUUCAUUGGUGUAUGUCAGCUGUGAAAAAAGCAAAUUCCAUGUGACAGAUAAUUAGAAAAGAGUUUUAAAUUAAAGGCAUGAAUAUCUGUGGUGUAUCUAUACUCCACAUAAUGUGUGGUUUUGGACACCCCUCAUUUAAAGAAAGAAAGAAAUAAAGCUGGGAAAUGUGCAGGGAAGGACAUUCAAAAUAAAUAGGGGCAGGAAAUGCUUUUCUACAAGGUCUUAUUGAAGUGUUAUAAGGCAGAUCAGUUCAGAAACAGAUGACUAAGUGUGGAGGCUCCAGUUACCUGCCAGUUGCCAUACUGGUAAAAGGAUUUUGGGAGCUGUAUUUCAAAAAAGUAACUUUUCCAAGUUUUGUCUAAUUCCAGGAAUUUACUGCCUUGAGAUAUAACAACAGCCAUAGGAAUAGAGGAGGGCUAGAGAACCAUUCCUUUGCAGUUUGAUGGUAUCUAUCUUCUCUUUAAGUGCUAAACGUUCUGUAAAACAACCCCCUGGAACUUUUUGGCCAGAGCUUCUGAAUACCAGUUACUGAGGAACAGCAUCAGGAGAGAGGGUGAACUGUCUGUGUGUUCCAAAAGGAGACAACUGAUGACUGUGGCUAGCAGGAUGCUGGGCUAGAUGGUCUGAGCUAAAAGGGCCUUUUAAAAAAUGUCUGUAGCUUGGGAAAAGAAAUCUAAGUGUGUUCUUCAAAGAAGUGACCAAUCUGAGCUGUGAAGCUCCCGUCUUUCUCUUUCCAAAUACCUUUAGCUUCUGGAAUCAAUUCCCCACCACUUGCCCCUGAGCAGCCAUGAGGUUCUCCCAAACAAGAUCGUGCUGCAUUAAACCAGAGCCAUUAUUCUUGCAUAUGGGAAAAGCAAUUCUAAAAAAUAAAAAUUGCAAAAUUGAGUGGUUUUCAAACAUGCUGACAGAGUGAAAAGCAUCCUCUUGACUAAACUAGGACAGGGAGGGUUAGCAAUCUUGUUCUUUGUAAUCUUUGUCCAGCAGAUGGUGGUAGAAGGUCUGUUAGAUAUUCAAAUUGCUCAUCUAUUAUUAGAGUGUGAUCCUGCUGUUUUGCUUUUUCUGAACCCAUUUCUUUAUAUAUGCAUAAUGAUUGGUGCAGGAAGGACCAAAGGAUCUUCCUCAUUUUGGAGGAUGGAAGAUACCAAUGUUGUUGAUAGACCUGCAGCUGCCUUUUUAGGUCAGAGUGCCUGGCAGUGAGCUUAAGGAGUAUAGCUGACCUAGUUCCCAUCCCAGACUCCUAUCUUUUCCACCCGACAGCAUCACCACCCACUCUUUGAGGCUAGCCAAUGCUUCACACUCCUUCAGAUCAUUAUAAGUACAGGUCACUGAGAUCAUGGCUGAAAAUGAAACAGUAAUGCAACACUGUGGAAAAAAACACAACAUUUCUGGGGUGUUUUCCUUUUUCUGAGCUCACAGGCUUACUGCAAAUGGCAGCCUGCUAAUGGCACAGAUUUCCCAUUCUCAUGCCAAGUAGUUCACUGGAUCAAGCAGUGGGUUGAAGUCUUCACUCAGGAUCCCACUUUCUUAUAUGGGUGGCUGAGAUAGUGACACCUUUGCUUUCUGAUGGUUCAGUGUAAACAAACUUUGUUUCAUGCUCUAAGUUAUUUAAAAUAUUGUGUGUAAAAUUACCUUCA
Molecule: messenger RNA, 3170 nt
Organism: Sceloporus undulatus (fence lizard)
Lineage: Eukaryota; Metazoa; Chordata; Lepidosauria; Squamata; Phrynosomatidae
Gene: PYM1
Product: PYM homolog 1, exon junction complex associated factor
Exons: 4
Coding region: 20-730 (236 amino acids)
Biological process (GO): exon-exon junction complex disassembly
Cellular component (GO): cytoplasm; exon-exon junction complex
Molecular function (GO): RNA binding
Source: RefSeq, a predicted model, not a curated record